AUGUCCACUCCAGUUGACACCUCUUUGACUGGUCUCAAGGCAUCCACUGCCCAGAUCAUGGCCAUCAUCAGCGGCACCCAGCAAAUUCCCCUGGGUUCCAGCCACUUUGCUCUGACAUCACAGGCUCAUGUAGUCAAGGAGUAUGGGGCUGGACCCCUGCCAGGCAUCAUGCUUUUGUGCUCCAAGGAGCUAAUGUGCAUCCAGAGCAUAACUCCCCAGGUCUGGCCCAACUGGCACAGCAUUGGGUAUGAUAAUCCCCAUCUUUUGAAGCACAUCUGGUGUGCCAAGCUUCUCACCUGGGAGGUCUUAGGUGACCAUGCCUUUGGUCUCCCAGUUGCUGCUCAUCCUUCCACAGGUUUGAUUCCAGUUGACCUUCCCUCCCCACCUAUCCUUGCCAGCAAUGUUCCAAGUCCUUCCACCAACACCACCACCAAGUACUGGGACAAGGGGAAAGGUAAGUCCAUUGUUACCAACCUGGAGCCUGAGACAAAAGGGAGUAGGAAGAGGAAGUCUCCCAUGAUUUUGGCACUCUCCUCCCAACCGCUGAAGUCUGCAAUGAAGACUCACAAGUGUACAAAGUCAUCUCGCAUUGUGAAGUCCAAGCCCAUCAUGGAGUUGGAAGAUGAGGAAGACACAAUUAUUCAGGUGGAAUUCCAGAGGGUUCCAAUGAAAAAACCCUUUGGCCCUGCCACAGUGAUUGCCAGCAGUCACCCAGCAGUCAUCAAGCCCUCCAAGCCAACUCCUGAAACCCCAGUGCAGGUACCCCCAGUUAUCAAUGCAGGUGAUAUUCUCAUUCCCAGACUGUGCAUCCAUACACUAACACAACCCACAGAACAACCCAUGCCAGGCUUGCAACAAGCUAGACUGGCCCUGCACAACUCAGUUGGACAAGAGGACUGGGAAUCCAUGACACCCUCCAAGGCUCCCUCCAAAGCUCCCCCUGCCUCCCAAUCCAAGGCCCAAACUUACAUACUUCUGUCUUUGAGUUUGGCAGUCCCUGCUGCAGCACUUGAUGUGCCUGAAGUCAUCAACUGGCACCCUUCAUUCCCAAUUCCUGACCCUCCUGCCAAUGCAACAUCCUUGUUGCUUGAUCAAUCCAUCCCCACAUCCAUGUCACCCCCUGAAUCUGCACUCCCUCCUCUCAUUGAUCUCUCAAUGGCAGGGAUGGUGCCCAUACCCCCAAAAUUCAAGGAUGCCUCUGCCAUUGAGGGUCUCCUGUUUGAGUACAAUCAAGUUGUUCAUCCAGAGGAUCCAGAUAUGCCUGGUGAAAUUGUGGACCUGGGUGAUCUGAGCAACCUUGUCCCAGAAUACAAUUCUUCUAAUGACAUGGAUGUUGAGAUGGAUGUUGAGGUGAAGGUUGAAGUGUCUUCUGAGGAGGUUGACAUGGCUACAUAA
This is a messenger RNA of Suillus subaureus, 1395 nucleotides long. RefSeq lists its product as uncharacterized. Bases 1 to 1395 code for a protein of 464 amino acids. NCBI's taxonomy places the organism in Eukaryota, Fungi, Basidiomycota, Agaricomycetes, Boletales, Suillaceae. The record is from RefSeq and is a predicted model, not a curated record. The transcript has 8 exons.